CGGUUAUGUCAGUUCCCGUUGAACCGCGACUUCGCAAUGCCUUGAACUUGAGAGUCGCUUCAUUAUUGGAACCAUGAGAGCAUAUGUUGUGAAUGAGUGGGUCCAUCCGUCCGAGCUCAAACUUUUCGACGAUGCGCCGGAGCCAGAAGCCACAGGGGACGAAAUACUCGUGGAUGUGUACUCAUCAGCUCUGAAUUUCUUCGAUAUAUUACAAGCUCAAGGGAAAUACCAAAUCAAACCUCCAUUCCCUUUCACACUUGGUGCGGAGUUCGCUGGCAAAGUUGCCAAAGGCUCUCCGAUCCCAAAAUAUUGUCCCUAUAAGCCGGGUGACAGAGUCUUUGGCAGUGCACAGGGAUGUUUUGCGGAUCGAGUGGCUGUCGAGUGGCAGUCUGUGAAUCCACUUCCGGACAACCUGACUUUUGAUCAGGGUGCAGGACUAUACAUUACAUGGCCGACCAGCUACGAGGCUCUGGUUGGUCGUGCAGAGCUCAAGCCAGGUGAAUCUGUCCUCAUCAAUGCAGCUGCCGGCGGUGUGGGUAUUGCUGCUGUUCAAUUGGCCAAAGCAUUGGGUGCUACGGUCAUUGCAGCAGCUGGGUCACAGUUUAAACUUGACAUUUGUAAGACAUACGGGGGAGCUGACUAUACGGUGAACUACACUGCAAAGGACUGGCAGCAAGAAGUCUUGAGGAUAACGGGUGGUAAAGGCGUAGAUGUUGUCUAUGAUCCAGUCGGGAGAAUCGCCGAAUCGCUGAAAUGCAUCGCCUUCAAAGGGAGGGCCCUCGUAAUCGGUUUCGCCGCGGGCCAGAUUGAGAAGCUUCCGCUAAACCUAGUACUGCUGAAGAAUAUUACUGUCAUGGGCCUCCACUGGGGCUUGUAUACCAACAAGGAACCGUCUCGCAUCCCAAUAGUAUGGAAGGAACUAUUAGAACUAUUCGCAUCUGGUCGCGUUAAACCCAUAAUAUACGACAAGAUCUUCUCCCUGGACGAGGUCACAGUUGGGCUGGAUGCGCUGGAGAGACGGCAGACAUGGGGGAAGGCUAUUGUACGCAUUAAGGACGAGAAGCAGAGUGUCGUAGCAAAGCUUUAAGUAUGCUGGCAAUCCAUUCAACGUUGUUGCUUCCACCAAGCGGUUGG
Messenger RNA from Suillus paluster, 1134 nucleotides. RefSeq lists its product as uncharacterized. Gene Ontology annotation, cellular component: mitochondrion. Gene Ontology annotation, molecular function: zinc ion binding; oxidoreductase activity. The record is from RefSeq and is a predicted model, not a curated record. The transcript has 9 exons. The coding region runs from base 74 to 1087 and encodes 337 amino acids. Lineage: Eukaryota; Fungi; Basidiomycota; Agaricomycetes; Boletales; Suillaceae.